Messenger RNA from Echinococcus granulosus, 789 nucleotides. RefSeq names its product Replication protein A. Gene Ontology annotation, molecular function: DNA binding. Bases 1 to 789 code for a protein of 262 amino acids. Gene Ontology annotation, biological process: DNA replication; nucleotide-excision repair; double-strand break repair via homologous recombination. Gene Ontology annotation, cellular component: site of double-strand break; DNA replication factor A complex; nucleus. The record is from RefSeq and is a predicted model, not a curated record. Lineage: Eukaryota; Metazoa; Platyhelminthes; Cestoda; Cyclophyllidea; Taeniidae. The transcript has 6 exons.
AUGAACGGAGUGUUCGUCUUGCAGUUGAUAGAUUUUGGAAAUUUUAGUGGCACUGCUGAUGCAAGUGGGGGAUUUUUCAGAGGCUCUUCUACCACUAGUGCAAAGAAAGCCUUGCAAAAUCGAGGCGUAAUGCCUUGCACUUGCGCUGAAAUUAUCUCCGCUACUCAAGACGGUGACAAAUUUGUGUCUUCUACGGGUGUGCAGUUCUCACAGGUUACCUUAGUCGGUUUGAUUCGGUCAGUUAAUGAAUCUGCAACACGUAUCGACUAUGAGAUUGAUGACUACACUGGACCCUCCGUAUUAGUAAAACAGUUUGUUGAUGAUGAUGACUCCCCAGCAGACUCAGGCAGUGGCCGCAAACUUAGAGAGUUUACUUAUGUUCGUGUCUACGGCCACGUGCGCAGUUUCCAGGGCGAUAUUAACGUUGUUGCGUUCAAGGUUUUUCCGGUGACGGACUUUAAUGAAAUAACAUGCCACAUUAUGGAAACCAUCUACGCCCGAAUGUUGCAUGCCAAAGCAGCGAGUAGCCAGACUAAGGGCGAUGUCACUACAAAAGAUUCCGCCGUGAAUAUGGUAACCAACAUUCGCGGCUUGACUGCUCUACAAUCCCAAGUUUUGUCCUGUGUACGUGCAGCAUUGGACGAUAACGGAGUUACGGUAUCGCAAAUUUGUGAAAAAUUGAGGGGCGUCCCUGAGAAACAAAUACGGGACGACCUGGAUUUUCUCAGCGCUGAAGGCCAUGUCUACUCGACCGUGGAUGACAACCAUUUCAGAGUUACUGAGAGGUAA